AAUUCUGUACGAACGAACUUAAAAUGGCUUCGCAAGAAACUGCUAACAACGCGUCCGAGUCUCCUGCGGAUCGCAAAGAGAAUAUGGUAAAACCAAACGCAACAUUACCACCCGGAUUUCGGGCGAGACCGCAAGGUCCACCUGGAUCACCAAGACAGCUAAUAAAUAAUGGCCCUGUAGGACAACCAAGGCCAGUCCUGGGACAGCCGCCGCAAAUCCGUUUCGACAAUCGUGCCCCUGUCAGACCGUCCGGUUCAGGUCAAUUCGUACAGCUCAGGCCGUACGGGCUGCCGAGGCCACCUGGAAAUCAAUUGCCACCGAAGCCGCCUCAGCAAGGUCAAAACUCGCCUCAGCAAGGUCAACACCCGCCUCAGCAGAGUCCAUAUACACCUCAGCAGAGUCCAUACACACCUCAGCAGAUUCCGAAUCCGCCGCAGCAGGGUCAGAAUCCGCCAAUCGUACUGAACCCCCGUUUCGCUCCGUCCCCGAUCAACAGGACCGGUCCUCAACAGAGGCCUAGAUUGCCGCAUCCUGGUAAUUUCCAAGGUCAUCUGUUCCCGAGAAACGCACAACCGCCUCAACACCCAGGCUUCGAGCAUCAGAACGCACCGCGCACCCCGGACGUUCUCGCUCGACCUCAAGAAAUCGCGAAGAGGCAGCUGCAACGAAAUGAAUCGUUGCUGAGCUUUCCGCAGCAGAGUCUGUCACCGCAAAGAGAAGAUCGAAAGCCUCCGCUUCCGCGCAUCGUGGUCGAAAGGAUGGCUGAUGUCGAUAACGUGAGGAAGCAACAGCAGCCCGAGAACUCCGUUCCGAAGGAGAAGCUGCGCGACAACGCGGAGAAUGACGAUGACGAUGAUGUUGUCAUGGACAGCAAGAAGUCGCCUCGUCCCGACAGCAGGGACAGUGUCCAGUCGGCGAAGAGGCCGGAAACCGCGACGAUAAACGGCAAAGUGGACGUGAAACCCACGGAGAAAUUCAAUGACAAGCCUAACAGCAUCGCCGCGGACAGCAAACCUGACAAGACGGAAAGUCAAACGGUGAAAUCCGCUGGAUCGGAGAACCGUUCGCCUUCUGCGAAGCUGGAUCAACCGCGUUCGGAGCCUGUCAAUGAAAAGCUAGAGAACAAACCGAAGGGAUCGGUGGAUAACGCGAUCGAGAAGCCAUGCGAAAAAGCAGACGUGAACAGAGAGACUACAAACCUAUCGGCGGGAGAGAAGAGAACGACUCCUUCGCCAACACCGUCGCUCAAAGACGAUAAGUCAAACAAAUCUGCUAAAGAGUCUUCGAACGAGCAGAAACCCAGUGAACAGGAAUUGAACGUUGCAUCUCCGGAUAAGUCGCGCACAAGUACACCGAUUGAGGCGAGCCAGAACCAGAAAGACCAAGGACUAAAGACACCGUCCAAGUCCCCGGAUAAAUCCCGCUCAGUAACGCCGACUGAACUCGGCGAGAGUCAGAAGGAUCCUGGGCUAAAGACACCGUCCAGGUCUUCGGAAAAUUCGCGGUCGAACACGUCCCUGGGAAGCAAUCAGGCUGAGGGCGAGCAGAGUUUGAAGACACCUUCGAAGUCUCCGGACAAAUCGCGCGCGAGCACGCCGGCCGACUUGACCCAAAAUGAAGAGGAAUCGAAGGUGCAGGAUAAAACACCGGAUAAGUCCCGAGCGUCUACACCGGCGGAAGUAAAUCAAGCUAAAGAGAAUCUUGACGUGAAACCGAGCGAGAGUGAGUCAGCAGAAGUGAAGGACAAUCGACAACAAUCGAAAAUUGUAGAUGAGGAUGUAGAUAAAUCGUCUGAAAACACGGCGGCAGCAGCGGAGUCUAAAGCGCCAGCUGAAGCGCCUGAACAGUCAAGCGAGGAGACGACAGUGUCGAAAGAUUCUUCGGAUGAAAAGCCGAAAGCGGCUAGCGAACCUGCUGCCGAAGCUGCCGAGGAGCCGCCUAAGUCGGCGGAAAGUGUGAAAGAUGCAGUGAAAAUUUCUGACGACAGUUCGUCGGAAAAUCUGCAAAAGCCUACUCCAGAGUCGAAACCAACUAGUCCUAGCGUGAGUUUGCCUACCUCUGCGAAAGAAACAAGAAGUUCGCCGAAGUCUCCAGUAUCAGCCGAGGGCGAUGGAAAAUUGUCAGCGGCGGAAUCAAUGUUGUCUCCACCGAAAACCCCGGAAGACAGCGUCAAAGGUUUCGAUAAUGGACAGCGAAGGUCGCUGUCGCCGAAAUCGCCGACACUGGCUAGUCCCAAGUUGCCGGUUUCCCCGAAAUCACCAACCGGUAGUGCAAGAUCCGCGGGAAGCGAAAAGAAACGAGCCAGUUUCGUUGAAUCCUUGGCUGAUCAAGAGGAAAGAUCAUCGAAACCAACUACACCGAGAAUUCAACGAGCACCCACACCUGCUAAGUUACAUGAAACGUUGGAACCCAAGACCGUAACAUCGACGACAGGUAUUGAAAAUGGCAAUGGAAUCGACGAUUCACCGCAAUCUAAUUCGAUCCCGGCAACAAAUGGAGUUGAGGAUUCACCAACGAAAAAAUCACCCUCCAGAGUUAAGGAUGCGGACAAGAGGUCAACGGCCGGUUCGCCUGUAAAGUCGCCAAAUAAAUCAAUUAAGUCAUUACCACGAACUCCAGAAACUCCAUCAUCGACAGCUGGUCUGGAGAAGAAAAAAGUUCCCAUGAACAAAGUUCAAGUGGGCGCAGCACCAUCUCCAAAUUUGAAGACGGUACGAUCGAAGAUCGGCUCGUUGGAGAACACAAGCUACAAACCCGGUGGCGGUAAAGUGAAAAUAGAAAAUAGAAAGCUCGAUUUCAGCAAGGCACAACCGAAAAUCGCUGCAAAAAAUGAGAAAUACACACCCAGCGGAGGCGAUAAGAAGAUCUCUCAAGUUAAACUCCAAUGGAACGCAAAAUCGAAAAUCGGAUCAUUAGAUAACGCAACAUACAAGCCUGGUGGUGGUGAUAAGAAGAUCGAAACCGUGAAACUCGACUUCAAGGACAAAGCAAAGCCAAAAGUCGGUUCCAAAGACAAUGCUAAACAUACACCUGGAGGUGGUAAUAUCAAAUCAUCGGCAACGCCACCUAAGACGCCACAGGAUGCAAACAACGACAUCCAAACGGUGAAGGUCGAUAUCAAAGCUGAGAGCAAAAUCGGAUCUCUGGAUAACGUGAAGCACCGACCAGGUGGCGGCGACAAAAAGAUUUUCAACGACAGAGAUUAUCUUCGACAAACUGGCUCGAACGUGGAAAGUCAGUGCGCCAGUGGAUCACAGAGCCCCGUGCCCCCUGGCACGAUCGCCGACAUCAAGAACGAUCUGCCUACUUCGGACGAGAACCUGAACCAAGAAUGCUAGAUCACGAAAGCUCGACCGCUAAACUCGCUUUUCGUGUCAUUUGCGUCUAAUUAAUCACCCCAUAUUUUUCUACCCCGAUGGUCGGAUCAAAAGGGCUGCGUCGACCCGUUCGCCGGGUCAGGAACGAAAUAACGUAUGAGGACGAACAAGCAAUCGGAUUAAUUUCAAACGUAACGCGCCGCGCGAUCUUUAAACAUCGUCACUGUUUUUCAAAGAACCACACACGACUGCAACAAUUUUUCCGUGCCAUAACCAAAAAAAGACAAAAAAAAAAGAAAUGAAACGAAAAAAAGAACAAGAGAAUAAAACAAACUUUUCUACACGACGAAGUUGUGAUUUUAAACAAGGUGAAAAAAGAGAGCGCUGUGAAGGGCGGCAGGAGUCUUCUUCCUCGUACGUGCGCGCCCUUCCGAUCGAUAACGUUGCACGAUGCAUUAUACGUGACUCGAGCGUGAUAUGGCAACCACCUACGUAACGACGAAUCAGUUUUUUCGUCCUACCGACGCAUUUAUCCACAAAGUACUCGUUAACAGCAUCGUUAGUUCACGAUCAUUGGUUUCCCGGCUCGUUCGGCGUGGACGAGCCGAACGCUAGGAGGAACGACAACACAGAAUCGGAUAACUGAGAGGACAGUGUUGGAACGAGAGAGGGACAGUUCGCGAUGCUUUUUCAGAUCGCGAAAAUGCGGAUAAAAUCCGUACGAACGGACAGUACUAUUCAUCUCAUUGUAUAGAAUUCAGCGAAGUUCCGUCGCUCGCGGGGGCGGAUCGCUGAUCGCGCGCACGGUUCCGUGGAUUUUUAUAAAGCUAUUCACUUUGUUACAAAACUAUUAUACAGCGCCAGUACGGGAAAGUGUUUCUACCAAACGAAAGUUAGGAGAGUGCAACGCUUUCCUUGCUUACGGCUACACGCAACGCAAUAAGAUCCCAGUGUCCUUGCAUUUACCAGCCCAUUGUUCCCAUUGAUCACAUUUUUCCGAUCUGAAAAGGAAACGCGGUCACGUGAUACACAUAGAUUAGAAAAUGUGAGUUCUCAUUUCCCAUGAUGGUCUGGAACACGAGAUCACUUCCCUAAGAGACGAACACGUAAACACGUAUGCAACGUACGAAUCGCAUAGCAACAGACUCAAUGUUCAAAUCGAUUAGUGAUGUGACUCAUAGCCCGUGGGUAGGUGUAUUUUUGUUAAACCGACAGGGUAGCCCGUAGACAAGGACAAAGCUUUGUAUGUGCUGUAACAAUAAACGCGAGAAUCUGAUGCUAAUUAACGAAUCGUUACGGGAAACAAUAGAACAUCGCGCCACUGUAGAUCCUCGCCGUAAAAUCAUUCAGCUUUCCUGCGACACAUUCGCACACACUGUUAGCCUGCACAUGGAAACGUUCACUUUGUUUCUGGGACGAUGUAUGGUAUCGUUUGUGAUAACUAGAUUGCGGAUGUUAUGCACAGAAACAGAAGAGAAAUUAAAAGAAUCGAGGGGUAUCGAGACGUUGCUUUCGACAUACAUAUUGAUAAGGGAGGUUCCCGGGUGUCCAAUUAGUUUUGAGAAACUGAUGAUUAGAAGUUAUAGUGUUAUAAGAAAAUUUGAUAUUCGUUAGAAAAAUAGAGUAAAAGUUUAAAUGACCUUUUUCCGUAAAUUUUGUCUACUUUUUGAGUUUUCCUGCAUUCGUGUGAGUAGGAAGAGAAAAACUUGACUCUGUUCUAACGGUGGACGUUGACCAUUAUCUUCGAUAAAGAUCGAAUUGCGUUUGAAUAUAGUAUUUAAUGAAGAUGUAUGAAUGUAUGUACGGACAAGAAGCUAUUUAUUUUCUUAUUUAUUAUACGUUUCCGUUAUACAUUGGUAUAUAUGUAUAUUGUAUAUAUACGACAUUAUACAAUUCCUUCAUAUACAUACUAAUAUACACAUUAAUGCACUUCUAAUUAUUAUGCAGAUCAACAAAUUAUGUUAUGAAUUAAAAUUUGUAAAAUGAAAAGUAUUUAUUAAUUUAGUUUUCCUACAUCGCGUAAAAAAGGUUCGGAUAGGAAUUCUCCGGGCGAAUGACACUUGUAUUAGUUAAUAGACGGUGGAAUACUAUAAAAUUGUUAGUUAGUUGAAAACUAAAUGGACAUCCGGGGAAUCUCCUCUUUGUAAGGUUAUUGAGAAAAGAAAAUUUCUAAGUGAUUUCUAUUUGUUGCAGAUAAUUGUUAUAUUGCAUAAUGACCCGGAGUCUAGCAAUAAUCAAUGAAGAUUUUACUGUUUAUCUUGCUUUUGGAAAGUAACAGACACUCCUCUUAUCGUACAUUGACAUUGCAUGGAGUGAAUUAUACUUGCAGGUAACGAAGGGGGAUGCUUUUGAAACAACUUCUGAGCUGUUAAUGUCAAUCUAGAUUAUAUGAUAACUGGCAGGAUGGUUUUUUGAGCGUCUCGAACAAUUUCAAGCGGUACUGUAUGUCGUCAGAGAAGCAAGGGACAAAGUAACGAGCACGGCAUCGGAUAUUUAAACGUUUAAGAAAUAUAACAAUUUAUCGUCUGAAUAACGAACUUUGAAGUUCCAAUCGAACGUGUAAGGUAACGAGUGCGGGUAAGAGUAGCAGCUGCUGCGCGAGGUAUAGCAAACUCGUGAAAUAUUGAUUUUUAAAGCAACAGUAUUCAGUUUCGACACUCCCACGUAUUUGCCAUUUUACGUAUUUGCUGUACCUUGUUCGCGGAAUUGUAUGAAAACUGUUCCAGAUUCGUUGGAAAGGAUGAUGUUGAAUGAGUGGUUACAGCAAAAUUGAAGACAAUUCGUACGAAAACCGAACGGUGAAUAAUUAUCGGUGUUAUGUUUGUAACGUUAGAGACUCGCGAAAACAAAUGUCAACGCUGUACGUGCAAUGAUCACUUACAUCGUACUCGCCUACUUCCGGGUUAAAGCCAGAUACUUCGUAUUUAGAAUAGUUGAGUUAUAGAGGACACAUUGUAUAUGGUGAUGCAUAAAUCUUUUCGGCUAUAAUUGUGCAAGUUUUGCUCUUGCCAUGCUAAUUAUAAGUAUAUUCUGACGUUAGUCACACGAACGAGCAUAUAAAUAAUAUCGAUUAACGAUUCCAAACGACCGACGGCUUUAUUCCGUCGAGAAAAUGACGGGCCAUGAAGCACGCGUUGUCGUUUGAAACAGAAAAAAUGAAUUACUAUUGUGCAUCACUGUUAAUCAAAAGCAUGUGCGGAGUAUACGUUAAUAGAGCGAACUGUACAAUUAAGUUCAAAGUGUAUAGUAAAUAAAAACAUCAUAGUAACGAUAAACGAUUGUAUAUUCGAGAUGAAGUUUCCAAUAAAACCAUGUUUUAUCUUACGAUACAAUACGUUUUCAUCGAAGAAACGCCGUUCUUGUGUACGCUCCGUACAUGAUAUAAUACGCUUGAAUAAUUCUCACAUUCCUUGUUAUUCAUCAUACCCGUUAAAUUAACUUGCUUUAAUUCUCAGACUAUCAAACACCGAAUUAAAUUGAUUUCUUUCUUUCUUACGAUCUGGAUAAAGUUCAUUUAAAUAUAUAAAUAUACGCGCUGUUGGCUGACAAAUAUUUUCGCAAUUUUUGAAGUUUAAAAAUUAGUUGUACUAUGAUUAAUAGAGCGUGCUUCAUGUAAGCGUCACAUUGGAAAAGGAUGAGAAAAUUUUGUCAAUCCAGUAAUAUUCAGCAUCGUCACUACAUUAUUACUACAUUAUUACACUUGAUAUCGCGUCACAUGCGCAUUCAUUCGUGGUUAUUUCGAUACUCUGAGAAUUAAUGGUAAGGGUAUAAUCACCUACUGACAAGUACGAUAUAAUAUAAUCGAUUCUAACGAUAACUGAAUACAAAGUUCUCCUUUAAAUACAACCUUUAUUAAAGAAGUUGAAACAUAUGUAACUGUCUGUUCGAACAUUCUAUAUUCUUUCAACACUAUACAUAAAGACAUUAUUUGCUUGCAGUGCAAUCGAUGAACAUUUCAAGCCAUAACAUUCUAUUAAUUUCAGAUUUCCUAUUUCAAUAUAUGAGCUAUAUUGAAAGUUGAACUCAUUCACUCGGUCCAAGUUGCAGUUACCAUUAACAAUUCGCGAAGUGAAUGAACAAUUUGUCGCUGACUUUUUAUUACAGUUUUAUCAGGCGAUGCAACCUUGAAACUAAAAAAAAGGUAAUUUUUCGCACCUGUAGGGAAACUCGGCAGAGAUGCUACGAUAAUUUCCUAGUCAUUUAAGAUUUAUGAUGAUUCAACGAACUUGAGAUCAGCAUUGAUGAGCAUAACAUGCUUCCGAUCCGUUCAUAAAAUUGCUUAUUCAAUUUGAAAUUAAUUAUUUGAAAUUAAAUAAAAACAUAUAUUUAUUGCAACGGCCAUUUCAUAUGUUACAACAUGUGAUUGAACUCAUCGUCUUCUGUAAGCAAUAUUUCGAAUGCAGCAUUACGAUAGACUUUAACAUAAUUAGACUGGUGUUACUAGAAUUAACAGCGAAAAUAUAUUUCGAAAAAAUAGGAUUCAUUUGAGAGGCGCCGAUUCACGAUGAAUUUGUUUCGUCAAAUUACAUCAGUUCAAAUUACAUCCUAGAUCAUUAGAGGAUCCAUUAAAUUGAACUUUGUUGUCAGAACCAAGAGGAAACGCAACUGGAAACACGACAUGCAAUCACAUUGCGUUUGAAUAAUAGAAUACGAUAAAUUGAUAACCAAUACCGUAGGUACACAUGUUACCCUUAUUUAUUACACACACGCGCGCGCGCGCGCGCACACACACACAAAACGAUGAAAUCUCGUCGCUGGUUUACUAUAAGAUGGAUAGUAUAAGACAGUUGCGAAUGGAUGACAAAAUAGGAAUGAAUAUUAAAUAACAUCGAUUAAGUGAACGUUUCAGUAAAAUCUCGAUCGCCAUCGCUUUCGAACGACUCAUACAAUCUAGAAAAAUAUGUAACAUAUGUUUAUUGCUUCCACAUCGAUUAUUAUACACUUCAAUUCAAUUAAUGACUCGAUUCCGGCAACAAAUUAAAUAAUAUUGAAUUGUUGCAACUA
This is a messenger RNA of Megalopta genalis, 8321 nucleotides long. RefSeq names its product microtubule-associated protein tau (gene tau). Gene Ontology annotation, molecular function: microtubule binding. Gene Ontology annotation, cellular component: neuron projection. The record is from RefSeq and is a predicted model, not a curated record. NCBI's taxonomy places the organism in Eukaryota, Metazoa, Arthropoda, Insecta, Hymenoptera, Halictidae. Gene Ontology annotation, biological process: neuron projection development; microtubule cytoskeleton organization.